Xiphias gladius (swordfish) is the source of this 3328-nucleotide messenger RNA. RefSeq names its product exocyst complex component 3-like 4 (gene exoc3l4). Gene Ontology annotation, molecular function: SNARE binding. The record is from RefSeq and is a predicted model, not a curated record. Gene Ontology annotation, cellular component: exocyst. Bases 29 to 2206 code for a protein of 725 amino acids. The transcript is spliced from 13 exons. Lineage: Eukaryota; Metazoa; Chordata; Actinopteri; Istiophoriformes; Xiphiidae. Gene Ontology annotation, biological process: exocytosis; exocyst localization.
GGUCAAACCCAAAGCAGACACACCCGGCAUGGAGUCGGGAUCACAGCCGCCUCCCUCACCCAGUCCAAGCGCCGGCUCUCCAGUUACCUCUUCUCUGAGGAACAUCGGGAGCUUCUUUCAGAAAAAAGAGGAAGACGAGACCAAGGUCACUCCACAGAAAAGCAAAUCUCUUAAGCGUUCGAAGACAGAUCCCAACAUGUCUACGUCCAGUGACCCUUUCAGAAAAUCCUUCCGUCGAACCCUGAAACUCGGCACUAAGAGGGACAAGGAAAAAACCUGCAAACAGGAGCUGCUUAUAACUGACACCGAAGUCUCAUGUGAGGAGAAGAAGGAGGGGAGAGAGGAGGAGGACGAGGCGGAGUUGGCGGAGAUCGAGGAGAUGUACACACUGCCAGAAAUACCCCACACACCACUGUCAGUGAUGCAGAUCAGCAAGCUGAUAGAGAUGGAGGUGCUGGAGGAGGCUCACCUACACCUGCUCGCCCUGCGGCGGGAGUUCCAGCAGGAACGGGAGCAGUGUGGUGAGGACUCACCCGUGGAGCUGGUCAAGAAGGAAAAAGACCUCAACCUCCUCUAUGGAGACCUGAGGAACAAGGUCAAGGCCAUAGUGCGCGACUCCAACUCUCUUCCCUCCAGAAACAAGGGGCUGCUGGUCCCCGUGGCCCGCAUCAUCCAGGAGGAGGAGAAGAGAGCCGAGGAGCCAGGAGGGCUGCCGGGCAGCUGGAUGGAGGCCUGGAGGGAGGCGGUGGCCGAGGGGGUGCAGGUGAAGGUGGAAAGCGUUUACCUGGAGCAGAGGGAGCACAGCGCCUCUUGGCUGUCUGUUCACCUGGGUCUGCUGGGUAAGGCCAUCGUGGAGGACCUGGAGAAUGUGAAGAGGGAGCUGCGUAGGUCUUACCCGCCCAGCUUCAAAGUCUUCAGCGCCUACGUGAAGAGCUAUCACAGAGACGUCGGGCAGCAUCUGAAGAAGCUGGAGCAGCAGGUGACGGAGCUGAAGGAUCUGCACGCUCUGCUGGACUGGACCAUCAACAGAUACAAGAGCGAGAGGAUUAUGGGAAGCCUGUCCCUGCAGCCGGACAUGAGGGAUGAAAGCACCGACCUGCAGCUGGAGGAAAACUUCCUGGAGCAGCUGAAGGAGAAAUACUGCUGCAGACUGAAGCUGGACAUGAGAUCUUCGCUCGACAGCCUCAUUGAACUUGAAAAGGAAGAAGUUUGGAGGGACUGCAGAACUCCAGGGAAGGAGGAGGACUUCCUCAACUCCCCGCUUCAUAUGGACAUCUGGACGAAAGUGGAGGGAAUCGUUGUUAACUCUAAACAAAUUGAUGCUCAGCUGGAACAGAGAGUCAUCUCUUCCUGCCUCGAGGAAUUGAAACAGUUCCCCAAAAGGUUUGAGCUGGAGUUCAAGCGUCACUGCAGCGCUCUCCGACCGCAGCCGCUUUGGGCUAAGUAUCAGAUAACCUACAUCAACAGCUUCACCGCUCUACAGCAGCACAUGGAGGGGUACGGGGGAGCCUGUCCAGAUGAGGUGGAGGGGUUCAGAAAAGAGGUGAACUGGCUGAUCGUCAGGCUCACGCAGGGCCUGGAGGACCAGUUCAAAGACGAUGUCAAGCCGUAUCUGAGGAGGAUGAUGACGAGGAAGUGGCUCACGGAUGAUGAAGAUUUUGAUCAGCUUUACAGGCGGACAAAGCUGCUUUCCGAGAACUGCGCUCUCAUGAGGCCUCCACAUGUCCAGCCGUUUGCCAGCCGGCUGCACUACCACGUGGUGAGGGACUACAUCGGCCAGCUGAUGAAGAACAACUACUCCUGCAAGAACCGGAAACACGAGAAGGCGGCGGCCAAGAUCCGUCGGCAGUGGGAUAAACUUGUUGACGUGUUUGAGGACAUGGGUUCGACUCACAAGUGGCUGUACCCAGUAGGAGACGACCUGAGCAACAUCAUCGGUCAGAAAAACAAGGCGGACAUAAAGGACCAAAUUAAACCUUUAGUGGAGCAUUACCCUGAUUUCAGCAGGAGGCACCUGGUGGCCGUUCUUAACUUCAGAGGCCUGCUGAGAGGCAGCGAACACCAACUGAUCCUCCAGCGAUUCACGGAGCUGAAGAAGAAACUGGCCAGCGCCGGCAGCAACAAAAGCCAAGUUUUAUUUGGCGACAUGCAGGUCACCAUCAACACAGACUUCCUGUCCAGUCUGCCUUUCCCCUGCCUCAGAUAACUGCUGCCAGACAAGUAACUAAACACGGAAGAUAAAAUGAAUGGAAUAGCUAAAGAAGUGGAUUUGUUACAGAAAAGGUUCACAGUUGCAGUUCUUCUCAGGUGACUUAGUGCUUUUUGGCACAAAACAGCGUGCUCGCUCUCAAACACAGCCAUCUAAACUCAAACCAACUGACCCUUUUGCACAUAAUCCGAUUUUCCCUUUUUGUUUUUCCUUCACAAAAAAGAAAUCUUCACAUAAAACUUUUUAGUUUCAGAAUAUUAUUUACAGUUGAUUUUUUCUUGUGUCAAUGGGUCACAGAUUUAAAAGGAUAUUUCUAGUGAUACUCAAAAUGUUUUGUUAUUGUCAACAAAUCCGAUGAAAACGGCCAAACCAACAAUGUUUUUUAACUGGUCUGUAUGAGUGAUUCAAGAGAAUUAGCUGCAUUCACUAUUUUAUUGCACUUAGAUAAAACUUUUUUGCAUGAGGCCCAGUGAAUCUCUUAACACAUCAGUGAGCCUCACUGUUGCACCAUGAAUACACACAAUGCAGUUUAUGCUGCCCCAAAUACUCACUAGUACGCCAAAUGAGGAUUAAUCCGCCACUGAAAAAUGUCCCCAACACAUGGCCCAGCUGUUUUAGGAAUUGACGGUGUUUUAUUAAAAAAAUAAAACCAUACAUUUAUGGGAUGUUACAGAUGAACAUCUUCAGUAGGGACCAGUGGGUUUAGAGGUGGGAACCACACUAUUGAGAGACGGACAAAAACAUUGUAGGUUUGGGUCUUCUCAUGAGAUUUGUUGACAAUUAGAAAAACAAGGAAAUGUUCCUUAAAAAAGAGUUUAAAUCAAGUUAAAAGUGAAUCUAAUAUAUGUCCACUGUUUUUACACAAAUUACAAACAAGGAUGCAUGACCUUACUUCUUCUAGAAGCAAAAAAUUAAUUCAACGAGCUCAAUAAUGUCUCCUCUAACUCACAGGCACAUGUAGAAAUUCCAUGUGUUAUCACUUACAAACCUGACAAAAUUCAUUUGAUUCGAUAUCUGUAGGUUGUUACAUAUUAACAUUCCCAGCAUUAUGAGGAGUCGCGAUGACUGUUUUCUGGGAAAGAUGACAGUCAUUAUUUAAUCUGAAUCAAAUGCAAUAUU